GUAUAAUUGCAAGCGAGCCUUAAUGUUCUCCAACGAGGCAGAUUCAGAAGAAUCCCCAACACUUAACUUAAGGCUUCCCCUAAUCCAUCUCCAUAGGGAUCCCUCAACCCUAUGCGCCCCGCCAAUAUAAAGGGAACCUUGACGCAUACGCUUGAGGGAUUUUUUCCACGGGGAUGACUUGGGGAGGGGUCUAAUUAACAGAGGGACGAUUAUAACUUCUGCGUCGUCCCCGAGCACUCCGCCACCUCAGACUGCGCCACCAAAGGCUCCAGCGGACCCUCCCAGCAC
This is a messenger RNA of Amoebophrya sp. A25, 288 nucleotides long. The record is from the annotation of a GenBank genome assembly. Lineage: Eukaryota; Dinophyceae; Syndiniales; Amoebophryaceae.